Molecule: messenger RNA, 1407 nt
Organism: Neodiprion virginianus
Lineage: Eukaryota; Metazoa; Arthropoda; Insecta; Hymenoptera; Diprionidae
Product: sodium/potassium-transporting ATPase subunit beta-2-like
Exons: 8
Coding region: 184-1167 (327 amino acids)
Biological process (GO): sodium ion export across plasma membrane; intracellular potassium ion homeostasis; intracellular sodium ion homeostasis
Cellular component (GO): sodium:potassium-exchanging ATPase complex
Molecular function (GO): ATPase activator activity
Source: RefSeq, a predicted model, not a curated record
UGGGGCUUACGUCCGAUAGUGGUGAUUUUCUUACUAUUGCUCAAAACGCGAUAUUGGCAGAUGUUAGUGAUGUCAGAACAAUUAUUCAUUUCAAAUUUUCGAUGAUUGACUAUCGCCGUUGAACAUUUCUCAUCAAAAUAUCAUAGCCCAAACUUGUGCACCAAAUUGACAAUUAGUGUUAUCAUGAGUCACCAGGUGAAAAGGUCUGAGAAUGAAACUUUCAAGACAGCAGAGCGUAGCAGACGUUCUCGGGCCAAAGUCCCUCGUUGGAAAGCAUUGCGACUAGCUAUAUAUGAUCCAUCGACAAAAAAAUUUCUAGGAAGAACAAAAUCUAGCUGGGGUGUUGUCGGUCUUUUCUACUUGGUCUUCUUCACCGUGCUAGUAAUACUCUGUGCGAUUUGCUACAAAGGAUUGAUGCUAUCGAUUGAUUUGAAACGACCAACAUACAUAUUAGAAGAUAGUCUCAUUGGUACAAGCCCUGGCCUUGGUUUUCGUCCGAUUUCGGAUGAUAUAAAUCAGGGAUCUUUGGUCUGGUACAACACGAGUAAUUCAAGUGACGUCAAAACAUGGAAGAAAAGAAUUGACAAAUUUCUGGAUGUGUACGUAAAUAGUUCGCUGUUACCAACACGAGGUAAAAACCAGAGAUUCUGUACCAAUAUCCAACCAGUUUCGGCAAAAACUGUGUGCGCUUUUGACGUUACCGGUUGGGGUGACUGCUCCCCGGGUGGUAACUAUGGUUAUGACAAUUCAACGCCAUGUUUUUUUAUCAAGUUGAACAAGAUAUAUGGAUGGGUACCGUCUUAUUACAAUGGAAAUAAACCUUUACCCCUGGACAUGCCACCGAAUAUCAGGGAUAAGAUAAAAUCAACUAAUUUUUCAAAUCUCAAUGUGGUGUGGGUUUCUUGUCAAGGUCAAAAUCCAGCUGACCGUGAAAUGAUAGGCGAUAUUAAAUACUACCCGACACACCAUGGAUUUCUUGGUUAUUACUUUCCUUUUACCAAUACGCCUGGUUACCUCAGUCCUCUAGUAGCCGUGCAAUUUUCCAGCUCCAAAAAAAAUGUUAUUAUCAAUGUUGAAUGUCGAGCAUGGGCUGAAAACAUCCGAUAUAGUGGCCGUACUCAAAAUCGAGAAGGAUCUGUACAUUUCGCAUUUAUGAUUGAUAUUUGAGAAACAAAGUACACUGUUUCGGCUUGUGCAUCGCGACAUCCUGAAUGCCCCAUCUACACACUUACUUUCCUAUGACUUUAUCCUAAACGUAGUGAAAAAUAUUGUAUCGAAAUGCAAGUAUAUAUGUUACUCCAGUCAGAGUUCAUUUAUACUAAUCAUUUAUUAUAUUCAAAUGUAGCGAAUAAUAAAAAACUAUCCUUCUGAAGAUGUGAGUCGGAUAGUGUUUGCAAACAUUUGACG